This is a messenger RNA of Beauveria bassiana ARSEF 2860, 1005 nucleotides long. RefSeq lists its product as uncharacterized. NCBI's taxonomy places the organism in Eukaryota, Fungi, Ascomycota, Sordariomycetes, Hypocreales, Cordycipitaceae. The transcript has 2 exons. The record is from RefSeq and is a predicted model, not a curated record. Bases 1 to 1005 code for a protein of 334 amino acids.
AUGGAUCCGGCGUCGGUCGCUCCUCGGUCUGAUGCCACCGAGUCGGACCAUCUACCGGCCAUCGCUACAGCUCACCUGGCCCGCUUCGAGUUUAGUGAUGAAGGAACAAAAAUACUCAUGGUGGAGUGGCAGCCUGAAGCAGAAGCUACAGAAGUCGCAGAGGUUGCGAAGUCCGACUCCACUGAUGUUGCAGACGACGCUGCCGCCGCGCCGCAUCCCGACUCCGGUGCCGUAAACUCUAAAUCGGAGCAGCCUCGCGAGGCCCCGAUUCCCGACGCUGAUGCCGGUUGGGAAGUUUCUUGGCCGGGGAAAUCUACUCUGCUGCCCGCGCGAGACGCAGAUCAAGACGGCAGCAAUCGUCGAGUGUACUUUCUCCUACCCGAGGAUGUUCCCGUGCCGCCAACCGUCACCAUUACUCGUCGCGGCCGCUCCAGCCUGAUAGUGAAGCCACUGCCUGCUAUAUUCCCACCAGGCUUUGAUGCGGAACCUGGCUCGCGCGGUGUGCUUCACACUCUAUGGGCAAAGAAGCGUCUGCGAGAACUCGAUCGUGAAAUGGACGCCGAGAUGAGGAACAACGCCGAGAGCAUCGGUCUUCAGAUGGCCUACUCCGAAAAGCAAUGGAUUAUCGAAACCUUUCUGAAGCCUCCAGCCCCCAAAAUCACGCUGCCGCUUUCGCCCAUAUCUCCCAUAUCUCCCAUAUCCCCAAUUUCUAGCCGACUCGGUGAGAAACUCAAAGGAUUGCGCUUGGCCACGUCACCAGACGACCUGCUACCUAGUCCAACCGCCAAUACGUUUACGGGAUCGAAUCCUCCCUCGCUCACAUUGUCACCCGACAGAAAUGACAUUGCCAUUCCCUCCUUUGCGACCAUGUCACUCAACGCCGCUGCCCGGAGCGGCAUGGACCCCGUUCAGAGCCAUCAGACAGAUACAGAAGACGACCUGUUUGCCUUGCCCAUCAGCCCACGCAGUCCAGACAUGAAGAGAGGUCAAUUCGGUGUGUUUUAG